AUGAUGGACGUCGUGCUGGACCAGACAGAUUUCGACGACAGCAAAUACAAGUCCGAGUUUGUGGAGUACAUUGAGCUGAAGGGCUACGGCAACCUGAGCGCGGAGUUCUUCCCAGGCAAGAAUCCUUGCAACGAGGAGUUCUCAGGGAUGAAGGUGCCGCCGUCGCACAGG
Prorocentrum cordatum is the source of this 171-nucleotide messenger RNA. The record is from the annotation of a GenBank genome assembly. Lineage: Eukaryota; Dinophyceae; Prorocentrales; Prorocentraceae.